GGAAGCUUGGCUGUCUCAUGGCACAUCCUUUUCCGUCUCAAGCAGCACACUAAAAGCACAGGCGCUGUAUGCUCAUCUCCAGGACAACAAAACACCCAGACAGAAAAUAAAAAAAAUUGCGGCAGUAUACCAUGGCUCAGGACGGGGUGAUACUACAAUUCAACUUUCCCACUUUCGGGGACUCCAUGCUUCAAAAGAUGGAUGCUCUUCGUCGAGACAGACGUUUCUGUGAUGUAGUAAUCCGCAUCAAUGAAUUGGAAGUGCCUGGACACAAAGUGGUAUUUGCUGCUGGCUCCCCUUUCCUUAGAGACCAGUUUGUACUUCAGGACUCACAUGAAGUACAAAUAUCUACACAACAGGAUGCAGAGGUUGGACAGAGGCUUCUAUUGUCUUGUUACACUGGGACCCUUGAGUUCCCAGAACUGGAAUUAGUACAUUAUUUAACAGUUGCUAGCUUCCUACAGAUGGGUCAUAUAGUAGAGCAGUGCACCGAAGCUCUAAAUAAAUUCAUAAAACCACACGAGGUCAAAGACGAACGUGCAUCAUCUCGACAGCGCUCGGACUACAACGCACAGCGUGGGCCACCAGCUGUGGAGACGGUAUGUGAUGAAGAGGAUGAGGUGGACAAUGACGGAGAAGAUGACUUCAAUGAAGAUGACGACGAUGAUGAUGAUGUGAUCAUACAGCCCAAAUCUCCGCCUGUGUUUAGAAACUCUCAGAGCAACAAUAGAGAAGAGGACAGUCCCAUUAGCAUUGUUAAGGUUGAAUCAAUAGAAGAGCGGAUGCCUGAUAACUUCCAGACUCGCACAAGUCGCUCUCCAACACUGCGCUCCCCUGAGCCACAACACUCCCUGAUAAACUCCACAGUGGAAACCCGGUCCACCGAGCUCACCGCUAACCCUGCGGCUGAAUAUUCGCUGUCCCCACCCGGAACCAGUGGCUCCGGGAAGGGGAAUCUUUGGGGAUGCUCAAGGAAUGCCGAUAAAGGAAUGCAGUGGUACCACCAGUGCCCGAAAUGUGCUCGCGUGUUCCGUCAACUGGAGAACUACGCCAACCAUCUGAAGAUGCACAAGCUGUUUAUGUGCCUCUUGUGCGGAAAGACGUUUACACAGAAAGGAAACCUGCACCGGCACAUGCGUGUCCAUGCCGGCAUCAAACCCUUCCAAUGUAAGAUAUGUGGAAAGACUUUUACCCAGAAGUGCUCGCUGCUAGACCACCUGAACCUUCACAGUGGGGACAAACCACACCGUUGUAAUUACUGUGACAUGGUGUUUGCACAUAAACCAGUUCUCCGUAAACACCUGAAGCAGAUCCAUGGAAAAAACAGUUUUGACAAUGCUAACGAAGGCAGUUUGCUUGAAGGAUUAUAAACUCAUAUUAAUAUAAGUUACACUGACUUUGUCUUGCAGACACAAUUCUGUACAUCAGUGGUUCUCAAAAAUGGGGCCAGGGUCCACUAGGUGGACUUGGCAAACUUCCAAGAGGGACCCAGUAAGUCUUAAAUGCCUGGUUUCAGAGGAAAGGGUGUGUUCACACUCGGCAUGUUUGGUUCGAUUAAAACAAACUCUGGUGCUAUUACUCUGUUAGUGCGGUUCAUUUGAAUAAGUAAGAACGCUGCCAUCCAAACCCUGGUGCACACCAAACAAGCGUACCGAGACCACUGAAAAGACGGAUCUUGUUCCACUUCCGAACGAACUCUGGUGCGUUUGAAAUGAAAUAUGAAUGCAACACAGACCAAAGACUUGUAAACGAACCAAAACUAGGACAUGAUGUCACAAGAUGCGAACCUAAAAAGGACAGAAUGCUCAAGCAUACCUGUUUUUUUCUCGUCAAAGUCGCAAUGUUGCCCAUCACAGUCUCCUUGCAGCAGAUCUUCGUUUGUGCGUGUGACGGAGGGAUUCCUGGCACUGUUUUGACUCCUUUAAAGAUUUUAUAAGCUCUUCAUGAGUUGUCAGCUUCAUAUGUACGCACAUACAGCACAUUUAGCCCAGCACACAGCAUUGUUUUGGAUGUUCGACAAAUCAUAACAAAUCAUUUUUUGUUUUUCCUUUGUAUCUGUAGGUUCGAUGUUAAAAAUGACAGUGUGAACGCUAAGCGAACCAGGACUUUUUUGAUCCAGACCAAAAGAACCAAGAGAACUGAACUACAAGUGUGAACACUCCCUAAAAUGUAUGUUUGAGCUGUCUUAACUGAAAGCAACUUGCACUGACAUAUCUUAAAAUUUGUCAGUUCCAUUGUUUUGUCUCAAGAUGCACACCAGUAAUGGUUUUUCUAAGGCAUGUUUAUAAAAGCUACUUAAAUGUCCUAACUUAACUAAGCCUACUGCUGGCUUAAUCUAAGCCCUGUCUGUGAAACCAGGCCAAAAUGAUUUAAAUACAAUUAUAUGAACAUAAUCUUAAUUAAAAUUCUACAAAAACACACAAAAAUACGAUUUACAACAUAACACUGACAUUAUAUUUUUUUGUUUAUUUUAAUUACAACAGAGGUACAGCCUAGAUGAACUUGAAAUAUUGUCUUGGAUAGGGGUCUUCAAUCCUGCUCCUGAAGGGCCACUGUCCUGCAGAGUUCAGCUCCAACCCCAAUCAAACACACCUAAAAGAGGUAAUCAAGGUCUUGCUAUUCAUACUAGAAACUUCCAGGCAAGUUGGAGCUAAACUUGGCAGGACAGUGGCCCUCCAGGAGCAGGUCCUGGACAAAGGAGUGAGUCAAAAUGUUGAGAACCACUACUUUAAGUCAAAAAAACUGAGAACCACUGCUUUAAGUCAUUAAAAGUACACUAAAUUACAAGAACUAAAUUACGUGUCUGCUGAUUGGUAGAUGCAUGUACAUUCGGUCAGGUUUAAUGUCUUUUUUUUUUGCAUAUUGCAGGUAAAGGAAGAUUAAAUGUACUGAACUGAUUUUGAAUGUUGCUUUGGCAUCAUUUGACUGUGUAUUAUCUUUUGUAAAGAUUAAAAUAUAUUGUUACAGUAUAUCUGAUCAGACCAUAUUUCAGUUUUGAAUGCUAACGUAUUACUUCCUCAUUUGCAGACAGCUGUAUUUCAACACUAUGUACAACUCUUGGUAUAUAAUGAAUGUUUCCAUACUUCCAUCUGUGUAAACAUGCCAGAAUUUGGAGAGAAUUGCUGUGACUCAUUAAUAAAUAACUGCAGAUACUGCAUGAAAUGUG
Messenger RNA from Ctenopharyngodon idella (grass carp), 3166 nucleotides. RefSeq names its product zinc finger and BTB domain containing 26 (gene zbtb26). The coding region runs from base 132 to 1370 and encodes 412 amino acids. The record is from RefSeq and is a predicted model, not a curated record. NCBI's taxonomy places the organism in Eukaryota, Metazoa, Chordata, Actinopteri, Cypriniformes, Xenocyprididae. Gene Ontology annotation, biological process: regulation of transcription by RNA polymerase II. Gene Ontology annotation, molecular function: protein binding; RNA polymerase II cis-regulatory region sequence-specific DNA binding; DNA-binding transcription factor activity, RNA polymerase II-specific. The transcript is spliced from 2 exons.